AUGAAAGGCCUGAGUGGCUCCAGAUGCUGCUUCUACAUGGGUUUCUUAGUGGGAACCCUCAGCCUGUACUUCCUGCGCCAGGUGGGUUAAAGGGGAAUGGGGAAACACUAGGCUUCAGAACACCAGCUAAUUGUAACUGUAAAUUGCCAUAUUGGCAUUGUUGCAUCAUUGGUAGGAAAGUUUUGGAAUUCCUGAAUUUACUGAGACCAUGACCUCUGCGUACAUUAAUGAGCAUUAUUUGCUGGUGUCAAACCAUAUAUGAAAACAUAAUACAUAUUUGAAAGCUGAGAAAGUGCCCUUUCAAAUGAUAUGACAUGCAAUACAGGUGUAGGAUCUUAAUUUGAGCCAGUUUGCUACAGCAGGAAAUUUGAAUUGUUAUGUGGAUUAUAAUUAAUGGACAUUUUUUAUAGGGGUUGACACAUUUUACGUUAGGGCAAAUCAAGUCUGAAAAUUGUAAGUGGAAAUUACAAACUUUAGAAGCUUUUUUAAACCUUGAAUAUACUACAAGUUUGCAGGAAAAUUCUCAUCAACAAAAGUGAUCAUAUUAAGAUCCUACAUAUGUAGCGCCACAUCAAUUCAAAUGGUAAUCGGUCAAGAAAAAACACGUGAAAAUGCGUAUCUUAAGUGCGUUUUCCCCCAAAUAACUGCCAUUUACACAACUUCUUAAUGAAGAUAAAGAAAAACUUAAAGCAUAUUGAUAAUUUGAAAUCAGAAUAGUGAUACCUUUUACUAUGAAUGAGUUACAGGCGUUUCAGUGACCGGUGUUAAACACUAUUAUUGCACACAGAGUGAGUCCAUGCAAUUUAGUAUGUGACAUAUAAAGCAAAUGUUUACUCCUGAACUUAUUUAGGCUUGCCAUAACAAAGGGGUUGAAUACUUAUUGACUCAAGACAUUUAAGCUGUUAAAAUUUAAUUAGUAAAAAUUUCAAAAAACACAAUUCCACUGUAUCUAGAUAUCUAGCUAUGUAGUUAGCUAGCUAGCUAUAUAGGGAUCAUACAUUUUACUGGUAAAAUAGCAAUCCUGCAGCAGUCCUCUCUUCUGUCUGACUGGCUAGCUAGCAAGCUAGCUUCAUAUCUUAACUUAAUCACUAGCCAGUUUGUUUUAGCUAGGUCUAGCUCAUACCUAAUGACAAAUGCUCUUCAAAUUGUCAAGUAUGAGUAUUUUAUUUUGUACAGUUAUCAAUGAAAACAUUUACAUCAAAAAGACAAGAGAAAAGCUAAAUCAAUUAGGCUAGCUAGCUACCUUGCCUGGUUUUGUCUGAUUGUCUACUUAGCUUGUUAUCAAAAUGUCAUUUCAUAGACUUAAAUUGGAAAAGUAAAUUGUAUAAUUAGCAACAUAAAAACAAAUGGUUGUCCUGAUCUAAAUGACAGAGCUGUCAAAGUUAGGAGAAAACGUUCAGGUCCACUAGAGGCGAGGCGCCUCCCGGUAGCAGCAUUCACUUUCAGUCUCUACGCCAAAACUCACAAUUUUCUCACUACUAUCAAUGUUUAUUAAGGCAAUUCAAGAUACCCAUACCUCUAAGAAACGUUGUUCAAGAUCAGAAUACAAAAAAUAGAGAUGUUUCUAUAUUACAAGCACAUGUUUAGUAUUAGUGGAUUGAAUACAUCUCUUUGCUUAGCUUUACUUCCUGAAGUGUUUCCAAUGUUCUAUAUUCUAGUGGCCCUAUACACCUGGAAUUACUAUUCAGCUAGCCCUAUACACCUGUAAUUACUAUUCAGCUAGCCCUAUACACCUGUAAUUACUAUUCAGCUAGCCCUAUACACCUGUAUAUUCCUAUAACCUGUAAUUAUUCAGCUAGCCCUAUACACCUGUAAUUACUAUUCAGCUAGCCCUAUACCACCUGUAAUUACUAUUCAGCUAGCCCUAUACACCUGUAAUUACUAUUCAGGUAGCCCUAUACACCUGUAAUUACUAUUCAGCUAGCCCUAUACACCUGUAAUUACUAUUCAGGUAGCCCUAUACACCUGUAAUUACUAUUCAGGUAGCCCUAUACACCUGUAAUUACUAUUCAGCUAGCCCUACCUAUACACCUGUAAUUACUAUUCAGGUAGCCCUAUACACCUGUAAUUACUAUUCAGCUAGCCCUAUACACCUGGAAUUACUAUUCAGCUAGCCCUAUACACCUGUAAUUACUAUUCAGCUAGCCCUAUACCCCUGUAAUUACUAUUCAGCUAGCCCUAUACACCUGUAAUUACUAUUCAGCUAGCCCUACCUAUACCCCUGUAAUUACUAUUCAGCUAGCCCUAUACACCUGUAAUUACUAUUCAGGUAGCCCUAUACACCUGUAAUUACUAUUCAGCUAGCCCUAUACACCUGUAAUUACUAUUCAGCUAGCCCUAUACACCUGUAAUUACUAUUCAGCUAGCCCUACCUAUACCCCUGUAAUUACUAUUCAUGUAGCCCUAUACACCUGUAAUUACUAUUCAUGUAGCCCUAUAUAUAGAAUUUCAACAAGCAUUUUGCUACAGCUGGCCAUGCUUUCCAUCUGGCUACCACUAACCCGGCCACCAACUCUGCACCCUCUGCUGCAACUUGCCCAUGCCCCCCCCGCUUCUCCUUCACACAAAUUCAGACAGCUGAUGUUUUGAAAGCGCUGCAAAAUCUGGACCCCUACAAAUCAGCUGGGCUAGACAAUCUGGACCCUUUCUUUCUAAAACUAGCCGCCGAAAUUGUCGCAACCCCUAUUACCAGUCUGUUCAACCUCUCUUUCAUAACGUCUGAGAUCCCCAGAGAUUGGAAAGCUGCCGCGGUCAUCCCCCUCUUCAAAGGGGGUGACACUCUAGAUCCAAACUGCUACAGACCUAUAUCCAUCCUGCCCUGCCUUUCGAAAGUAUUCGAAAGCCAAGUUAACAAACAGAUCAUCGACCAUUUCGAAUACCACCGUACCUUCUCCGCUAUGCAAUCCGGUUUCCGAGCUGGUCACGGGUGCACUUCAGCCACGCUCAAGGUCCUAAACGAUAUUAUAACCGCGAUUGAUAAUAGACAGUACUGUGCAGCCGUCUUCAUCGACCUGGCCAAGGCUUUCGACUCUGUCAACCACCGCAUUCUUAUUGGCAGACUAAAUAGCUUUGGUUUCUCAAAUGACUGCCUCGCCUGGUUCACCAACUACUUCUCAGAUAGAGUUCAGUGUGUCAAAUCGGAGGGCCUGUUGUCUGGACCUAUGGCAGUCUCUAUGGGGGUGCCACAGGGUUCAAUUCUUGGGCCGACACUUUUCUCCGUGUAUAUCAAUGAUGUCGCUCUUGCUGCUGGUGACUCUCAGAUCCACCUCUACGCAGACGACACCAUUUUGUAUACAUCUGGCCCUUCAUUGGACACUGUGUUAACAAACCUCCAAACGAGCUUCAAUGCCAUACAACAAUCCUUCAGUAGCCUUCAACUGCUCUUAAACACUAGUAAAACUAAAUGCAUGCUUUUCAAUCGAACGCUGCUAGCACCCGCCCACCCGACUAGAAUCACCACUCUCGACGGGUCUGACCUAGAGUAUGUGGACAACUACAAAUAUAUAGGUGUCUGGUUAGACUGUAAACUCAACUUCCAGACUCACAUAAAGAAUCUCCAAUCCAAAGUUAAAUCUAGAAUCGGCUUCCUAUUUCGCAACAAAGCCUCCUUCACUCAUGCUGCCAAACAUGCCCUCGUAAAACUGACUAUCCUACCGAUCCUUGACUUCGGCGAUGUCAUUUACAAAAUAGCCUCCAACACUCUACUCAGCAAAUUGGAUGUAGUCUAUCACAGUGCCAUCCGUUUUGUCUCCAAAGCCCCAUACACUACCCACCACUGUGACCUGUACGCUCUUGUUGGCUGGUCCUCACUACAUGUUCGUCGUCAAACCCACUGGCUCCAGGCCAUCUAUAAAUCACUGCUAGGCAAAUCCCCGCCUUAUCUUAGCUCAUUGGUCACCAUAGCAGCACCCACCCGUAGUCUGCGCUCCAGCAGGUAUAUCUCUCUGGUCAUUCCCAAAGCCAACACCUCCUUUGGCCGCCAUUCCUUCCAGUUCUCUGCUGCCAAUGACUGGAACGAAUUGCAAAAAUCUCUGAAGCUGGAGACUCUUAUCUCCCUCAAUAACUUUAAGCAUCAGUUGUCAGAGCACCUUACCGAUCACUGCACCUGUACACAGCCCAUCUGAAAUUAGCCCACCCAACUACCUCAUCCCUAUAUUGUUAUUUAUUUUGCUCUUUUGCACCCCAGUAUCUCUAUUUGCACAUAAUCUCUUGCACAUCUAGCAUUCCAGUGUUAAUACUAUUGUAACUAUUCUGCACUAUAGCCUAUUUAUUGCCUUACCUCCAUAACUUGCUACAUUUGCACACACUGUAUAUAUAUUUUCUGUUGUAUUUCUGACUUUAUGUUUUUUUUUACCCCAUAUGUAACUCUGUGUUGUUUUUAUUGCACUACUUUGCUUUAUCUUGGCCAGGUCGCAGUUGUAAAUGAGAACCUGUUCUCAACUGGCUUACCUGGUUAAAUAAAGGUGAAAAAAAAAAAAAAAAAAAAAAACACCUAAAAUACUAUUCAGGUAGCCCUAUACACCUGUAAAUACUAUUCAGGUAGCCCUACCUAUACACCUGUAAUUGCUAUUCAGGUAACCCUACCUAUACACCUGUAAUUACUAUUCAGGUAACCCUGCCAAUACACCUGUAAUUACUAUUCAGGUAGCCCUAAUUACUAUUCAGUUAGCCCUAUACACCUGUAAUUACUAUUCAGGUAGCCCUAUACACCUGUAAUUACUUCUAGUAGCCCUAAAACCUGUCAUUACAAUUCAGGUAGCUCUAUACACCUGUAAUUCCUAUUCAGGUAGCUCUAUACACCUGUAAUUACUAAUCGGUAGCCCUAUACACCUGUAAUUACUAUUCAGGUAGCCCUACCUAUACACCUGUAAUUACUAUUCAGUGGCCUACUAUACACCUGUAAUUACUAUUCAGGUAGCCCUACCUAUACACCUGUAAUUAGUAUUCAGGUAGACUUAUAAACCUGUAAUUACUAUUCAGGUAGCCCUAUACACCUGUAAUUACUAUUCAGGUAGCCCUACCUAUACACCUUUAAUUACUUUUCAGUUAGCCCUACCUAAUAUACCGUUUAAACAUGGGUACUCAUUGUACUAUCACUAAUCCUAUACCUGUAAUUAUAUAGGUAGCCCAUACACCUGAAUUCUAUUCAUAAUAAAAUUAUUCAUUCAGGUACCAACACAUUCAUUCAGUAGCCCUAUACACGUAAUUAUAAUACUACCUGUAAUAUAUUGGGUUUUAAACCCCUAAUUACUAUUUCCCCAAAAUUAUACUAUUAGGUAGCCUUUACCGUAUUUCAGGACCUAACCGUAAUUACUUUCAGUCCCCUUUCACCAAUUACUAUUCAGUGCCUAUAACUUUUUUAAUUAUUUUCCCACAGUAAUUAUAUGCCAAAAAGUAACAUCAUUUAAAAUUAAAAUUUUUAUUUUGGUAGCCUAUACACCUGUAAUUACUAUUCAGUAGCCCUAUACACCUGUAAUUAUUCAGUAGCUACCCUAUAAACCUGUAAUUAGCUAUUCAGGUAGCCUAUACACUGUAAUUAUAUUCAGGUUGCCCUAUAUACAUUAACUUUAGUGAUAUAUUAAUUUAUAUACACUUAUACAUUAGUUCAGCUAUACACCUUAUUAGUAUUCAGGUUAGCCCUACUAUACCCUGUAAUACUUUAUCCUACCAUCUAUACCCUGUAAUUAACUAAUUUAUAUACCCUCUAUCAUUAUUAUACAUAACCCUACAAAUAAUAUCAUAGUUAACACCUUAUGAAAUACUAUUCAGUAACCCAUUACACCUGUAAUUACUAUUCAGGUAGCCCUACCUAUACACCUGUAAUUGCUAUUCAGGUAACCUAUACACCUGUAAUUACUAUUCAGGUAGCCUACACCUGUAAUUACUAUUCAGUUAGCCCUAUACACUGAAUUACUAUUCAGGUAACCCUAUACACCUGUAAUUACUAUUCAGGUACCCUAUAUACACCUGUUAUAUCAGGUAGCCCUAUAUAACAGUAAUAUAUAUAGUACUAUAAACCUGUAAUUACUAUUCAGGUAGCCCCAUACACCGUAAUUACUAUUCAGGUACCUAUACACCUGUAAUUACUAUAAGGUAGCCCUAUACACCUGUAAUACUAUUCAGGUACCCUAUACACCUGUAAUUACUAUUAGUACACCUAAUUACUCUUCAGUAGCCCUAUAACCUGUAAUUACUAUUCAGGUUAGCCCUAUAUACACUUUGUAAUUAUAUUCAGUAGUAAUCAUGUAAACUAUAAGUAAGCUAUACCUCAUUACAAUUCAGGUAGCCUAUACACCUGUAAUUACUAUUCAGUAGCCUAUACACCUGUAUUACAUUCAGGUAGCCCUACCUAUCACCUGUAAUACUAUUCAGUAGCCUCCUAUUACACCUUAAAUUAAUAUUCAGGUAGACCCUAUAAACCUGUAAUUACUAUUCAGGUAGCCACUAUCACCAUUAUAUUAUUACUAUUCAGGCUUAGCCUAUAACCGUAAUCUAUUACAGGUGCCCUCCUAUACACUGUAAUUACUAUUCAGGUACCUACUACACCUGUAAUUAUAUUCAGUACCUCUAUACACCUGUAAUUACUAUUCAGGUAGCCCUUUAAACCCAUGUAAUUAGUAUUCAGCGACCUUACACCUGUAUUACUAUUCAGGACAUAUACCCUGUAAUUAUAUUCAGGGAGCCCUCCUAUACACCUGUAAUUACUAUUCAGGUAGCCCUACUAUCCUGUAUCCUAUUAGGUACCCUUACACCUGUAAUUACUAUUCAGUAGCCCUAACUAUACACUGUAAUUACUAUUCAGAGCCUAUACACCUUAAUUGAUCUUAGAGUAAAAUUUCCCGUAAAUAUAUUCAGUACCUACCUAUAUACAUGUACAUACUAAUCAGUUAGCCUACCUAUACACCUGUAAUUACUAUUCAGUAGCCCUCAUAACCCUGUAAUACUAUUCAGGUAGCCCUAUACAAACCUGUAAUACUAUUCAGGUAACCUAUACACCUGUAAUUAUUUCAGGUAGCUACCUAUACACCUGUAAUUGCUAUUCAGGUAGCUCGUACUAUACACUGUAAUAUAUUUUAGGUACCAUACCUGUAAUACUAUUCAACUAGCCCUAAUUAAUUCAGUUAGCCUAUACACCUUAAUUAUAUUAGUUAGCUCCCUUUAUAUGAAUAUAAUUCAGAGUAGGCCUACCUAUACACCUGUAAUUACUAUAUAGUAAGCCCUAUAACCUGUCAUUACAAUUCAGGUAGCCCUUUACACCUGUAAUUGCUUUUCAGGUAGCCCUACCUAUACACCUGUAAUUACUAUUCAGGUAGCCCGUAUACACAUGUAUUACUAUUCAGGUAGCCCUAUACACUGUAAUACUAUUCAGGUAGCCCUACCUAUAACACUGUAAUUACUAUUCAGUUGCCCUCCUAUACAUGUAAUUACUUUCAGGUAUAGCCCUACAUACACCUGUAAUUACUAUUCAGGUAGACCUAUAACCUGUAAUUACUAUUCAGGUAUGCACCUAUACACCUGAAUUACUAUUCAGGUAGCCCUAUACACCUGUAUUAUAUUCGGUGUCCAUAUUCAGCCAUUGCAUACAUCAGUAGCUAUACACCUGUAAUUACUAUUCAGGGAUACACUGUAAUUACUAUUCAGGUAGCCCUAUACACCUGUAAUUACUAUUCAGGUAGCCCUAUACACCUGUAAUUACUAUUCAGGGUACCUAUACACCUGUAAUUACUAUUCAGGUAGCCCUAUACACCUGUAAUUACUAUUCAGGUAGCCCUAUACACCUGUAAUUACUAUUAGGAGCCCUAUACCUGGAAAAACACUGUAAUACUAUUCAGGUGCCCUAACACCUUAUUACUAUUCAGUCCCUAUACACCUGUAAUUACUAUUCAGGUAAGCCUAUACACCUGUAAUUACUAUUCAGGUAGCCCUAACACUUAACUGAUCACUUACCUGUAAUUACUAUUCAGGUAGCCAUACACUGGAAUUACUAUUCGCCUCUAUACACCUGUAAUUACUAUUCAGGUAGCUUACCUAACACCUGUAAUUAACUAUUCAGGUAGCCUUACACCUGUAUUCAGUAGCCCUAAACCUGUAAUUACUAUUCAGGUAGCCCUAUACACCUGUAAUUCUUAUUCAGGUAGUCCUAUACACCUGUAAUUACGGUACUCUCUCCUUGCAUUGUUGUUACCAUUGACUGUACCUACUGUAUUUUUUUAUACCCGCUAUGGUAUGAUGAUGUUAUCAGUCAGUAAACUUAGUUGAACUUGAACCACGUCAUCUUUAUUUGUAAAAAAAAAGGUGUGGUUCGAGAUGAGCAUGGAGCCCCUUGUGCUGGGAGAGGGCCAGGACAGCUCAGUAGCAGCGUUGGCGAAGGAGAGACAGGCUAGAGACAGUAAUAACUGGAGGGUGGAAGGAGCAUCCCUCAUCAACCUCAACCACCUGCACCACACAGGUAUACAGGCCCAAUAAGACCCAUGACCUCUUCAAGUUAAAGGAAAUACAGUGGGGGAAAAAAGUAUUUAGUCAGCCACCAAUUGUGCAAGUUCUCCCACUUAAAAAGAUGAGGCCUGUAAUUUUCAUCAUAGGUACACGUCAACUAUGACAGACAAAUUGAGAAUUUUUUUCUCCAGAAAAUCAGAUUGUAGGAUUUUUAAUGAAUUUAUUUGCAAAUUGGGACCAAAGUAACAAAGCCUACCAUCAGUAACACACUACGCCGCCAGGGACUCAAAUCCUGCAAUGCAAGACGUGUCCCCCUGCUUAAGCCAGUACAUUUCCAGGCCCGUCUGAAGUUUGCUAGAGUGCAUUGGAUGAUCCAGAAGAGGAUUGGGAGAAUGUCAUAUGGUCAGAUGAAACCAAAAUAUAACUUUUUGGUCAAAACUCAACUCGUCGUGUUUGGAGGACAAAGAAUGCUGAGUUGCAUCCAAAGAACACCAUACCUACUGUGAAGCAUGGGGCUGGAAACAUCAUGCUUUGGGGCUGUUUUUCUGCAAAGGGACCAGGACGACUGAUCCGUGUAAAGGAAAGAAUGAAUGGGGCCAUGUAUCGUGAGAUUUUGAGUGAAAACCUCCUUCCAUCAGCAAGGGCAUUGAAGAUGAAACGUGGCUGGGUCUUUCAGCAUGACAAUGAUCCCAAACACACCGCCCGGGCAAUGAAGGAGCGGCUUCGUAAGAAGCAUUUCAAGGUCCUGGAGUGGCCUAGCCAGUCUCCAGAUCUCAACCCCAUAGAAAAUCUUUCGAGGGAGUUGAAAGUCCGUGUUGCCCAGCGACAGCCCCAAAACAUCACUGCUCUAGAGGAGAUCUGCAUGGAGGAAUGGGCCAAAAUACCAGCAACAGUGUGUGAAAACCUUGUGAAGACUUACAGAAAACGUUUGACCUGUGUCAUUGCCAACAAAGGGUAUAUAACAAAGUAUUGAGAAACUUUUGUUGUUGACCAAAUACUUAUUUUCCACCAUAAUUUUGCAAAUAAAUUCAUUAAAAAUCCUACAAUGCGAUAUUCUGGAUUUUUUUUUCUCAAUUUGUCUGUCAUAGUUUAGUUGACGUGUACCUAUGAUGAAAAUUACAGGCCUCUCUCAUCUUUUUAAGUGGGAGAACUUGCACAAUUGGUGGCUGACUAAAUACUUUUUUUCCCCACUGUACAUUUCCUCUGAAGUUUCUCAUAAAUCUGUGUGGAAGUAUUAAAGGUGUGUGUUGUGUAUUUUAAUAUAGAAAAUAGACCUCUUGGUUGCCACAAUUGUCAAGACACUUAAUUAUUUAACUUAAUUGGCUCUUUCCAAAACAUCCAUACAUCUCCCCAUAGAAAUAUGAAUACUAUACAGUGUCUCUCUACCAUCAAUUAAAGUUGUUUCUAAUUUGGCUAUGGUGUUCAGGUGAGGACAGUCGCAUGGCAGACGAGCUGUACCAGAAGGUGCGCAUCCUUUGCUGGGUGAUGACUGGUCCCAGUAACCUGCAGACCAAGGCCCGCCACGUAAAGGCUACCUGGAGCCGCCACUGCAACGUGGUGGUCUUCAUGAGCUCUGUCGACGACCCAGGUAGGUACCCAGCCAGGUAGCCUAGAGGGCAGAGAGGCGGGCCGGUUCGAAUCCCAUGACCGACGGGAAAAAUCUGGUUGAAAGUAUCCUAGAUGCUGUCUCCUGCUGUUGUGCCCUUGAGCAAUGCACUUAACCCUAACUGCUCUCCAUCCAGUGUUGGUGAAAUGUAGGAAAAUGGGCAAUAAAGCAUUCUUCUUCUCCAGACUUCCCCACAGUGGGGCUCGGCACAGGGGAGGGCCGCGACCAGCUUUACUGGAAGACCAUCAGGGCCUUCCACUACGCCCUGGAGCAUCAUGGGAAUGAUGCCGACUGGUUCCUCAAGGCGGACGACGACACCUUCAUAGUGGUGGACAACCUCCGCUGGGUCCUGUCCAAUCACACGCCGGAGGAGCCCCUCUACUUCGGCAAGCGCUUCAAGCCCUACGCCAAGCAGGGGUUACAUGAGUGGCGGAGCAGGAUAUGUGUUGAGUAAAGAAGCCCUCAGGAGGUUUGUGGAGGGGUUCAAGACCAAGGUGUGUACCCAUACCACCCCUGUGGAGGACUUGGCUCUGGGACAGUGUCUGGAGAAGAUGGGUGUUCUGGCUAUGGACUCGAGAGAUACGUUGCAACGGGAGACGUUUCAUCCGUUUGUUCCCGAGCAUCAUCUGACCGGGAAGUUCUCCAAGAGCUUCUGGUACUGGAGCUACUGCUACUACCCCAUCGUAGAGGUCUGUCUAGUUGUUCUUACUUGGUGGCUUUCAGUUUCACCCAUUUAUUAAAGUGGAACUGACAGCGUUUUAACUACUUUGCAGAUAUGAAACAAAUAGACAACCAUAAUAUCAGUCAAAAAUGUAAAAUUCCCAGUUUAUGCUACAAAACCAACUUUAUAAGAGGUUUUAAAAAUAGGUUACAUUUGACUCAACAUUCCAUGACGUACACUAAGGCAUUGUUGUUAUAAUAGAUGGAUGCAGUUCAAUGCAUGAUUAAUAUACUGAACCAAUACAUUUCUUGGUAAUAUUGCUAUCAGGUUGUAAAUCACAGCUGGCCUGGUACAUUGUUUGCUGCCUCCAUUCGGGAUACACUGUUUCAGUUUCAAUGACUCAAUAUUUUGGACAAAAAUGGACGAAUGUAACUAAGGCUGGGAAUGUCAAUACAAUCAAACUAGCAAGGGCAAUGAUCACAAGUCAGUCAUAACGUGGCUAAUAAGCUAGCAUAUCUAUUUAUGUAGCAAGCUAAAAACACAGAGUCUAACAUUAGCUAGAUAGCUAGCUAGCUGCUAGGAGAACAUCAUGUCAUGUCAUUGGAGUGUCAUGUCAUUUCGGUGGCUAUACACAGCUAGAGAUGCAGGUGUCAUUUGGUUACCUAGCAAGAAUAUGAACGACUGUUAUCCAGUUAGCAUAUCUCUUGCGUUCGCAAAUUCACUCUGGCUAUAUACUCCGAUUUCAGAACACUCGUCUGAGUGUGCCAGAGCGCAGAAUAACUGAUGAAUUUAGCAACACCUGCUGAAUAUGACCGUUGUCAAUAAACGUAGGCAAAACAAUAGUUAGUCACGAACGCUCUAGAUAACAUGCAAACAGCCUAGCUAACCAGCUCUGCUAGGGCAAGUAAAAUGGUCAGGGUGAGGUGUUCUCUCAUUUGUGUAUGGAAGUAGCUUGGUUGGGACAAGCAUGCAUUGCCAACUUUAGCCAGGCAGGCAAGGUGCAGAAGGACGAGUAGGCUACAAUUCCCCAUCGUUUUAUCAGUGCAAUUUUGAUGGCCAACUACCUGAAAAAGUUUGUCUAAUGUUCCUUCGUUAUAUUUUUGCUCAUCUUGCUCUGGCUAGCAUUAGUUGUUGAUCUUGUUGAUGUACGUAACUGAGGGAGCAAGCGCCUACCUUUUCAUGGUUGUUUGAUCAAUAGGACUGUAAAGUUCCCAAAUGUAAGAGGACUCCCGUGGUAUUGACAUAUUUGCAGAAAUCCAUUCGGGUGUAUUUUGUGGCUUUUGGCGAAUGCGUUCUAAUGGAUCUAAAGUCACGCUGUUGCAAUAAUGAAUGUGAGUGAUGACAGGCCUGUGUGGCAAUGGCUUGUUUGCAUAAAGUCCUACAGUAGCUCUGAUUGGCUAUGGUGCACCGGUCUGCAUAGACUCCGGUAUUGGACGAGACAGAUGUUUUUAUUAGGUUUCAUUUACUGCAGUGUCUAUUAAUUGUCGAAACGCACUGCCGCUUUCCCACUCUAUAUUGCUAUAAGUUAUCUAAGUUAUCACUUGUCAUAUUCUUCCUGGGGAUGUAUAUGAUUUCAGCGAAUGGAUUGGCAUCAAACACAUGGAAAGUAUGUUUGAUGCAUUUUAUACUAUUCCAACCAUUCCACUCCAGCCAAUUAAGGUGCCACCAUCCUCCUGUGACACCAAGUGUUUUUGAUCUAUUAAAGUGUGUAGGUAGGGCAUCGUUUCACCAGGGCAUCACUGUCUUACGCAAACCCUCUAGGUGCAAAAUAUGGUAUAUUCACAUUUAUUUUCAAUGAACAAAACAGCCUGAAUAUAAACUACAGUUGAAGUCGGAAGUUUACAUACACUUAGGUUGGAGUCAUUAAAACUCGUUUUUCAACCAAUCCACACAUUUCUUGUUAACAAACUAUAGUUUUGGCAAGUCGGUUAGGACAUCUACUUUGCGCAUAACACAAGUCAUUUUUCCAACAAUUGUUUACAGACAGAUUAUUUCACUUAUAAUUCACUCUAUCACAAUUCCAGUGGGUCAGAAGUUGACUGUGCCUUUAAACAGCUUUGAAAAUUCCAGAAAAUAAUGUCAUGGCUUUAGAAGCUUCUGAUAGGCUAAUUGACAUCAUUUGAGUCAAUUGGAGGUGUACCUGUGGAUGUAUAUCAAGGCCUACCUUCAAACUCAGUGCCUUUUUGCUUGACAUCAUGGGAAAAUCAAAAUAAAUCAGCCAAGACCUUAGAAAAAUUAUUGUAGACCUCCACAAGUCUGAAGGUACCACGUACCAACAAUAGUACGCAAGUAUAAACACCAUGGGACCACGCAACCGUCAUACCGCUCAGGAAAGAGACGCGUUCUGUCUCCUAGAGAUUAACGUACUUUGGUGCAAAUAAAUCCCAGAAAAACAGCAAAGGACCUUGUGAAGAUGCUGGAGGACACGGGUACAAAAGUAUCUAUAUCCACUGUAAAACGAGUCCUAUAUCGACAUAACCUGAAAGGCCGCUCAGCAAGGAAGAAGCCACUGCUCCAAAACCGCCAUAAAAAAGCCAGACUACGGUUUGCAACUGCACAUGGGGACAAAGAUCAUACUUUUUGGAGAAAUGUCCUCUGGUCUGAUGAAAAAAAAAUAGAACUGUUUGGCCAUAAUAUGUUUGGAGGAAAAAGGGGGUUCUUUUUCCUCCCGCGAGGCAUUGGGGUGGCAGCAUCAUGCUGUGGGGGUGCUUUGCUGCAGGAGGGACUGGUGCACUUCACAAAAUAGAUGGUAUCAUGAGGAAGGAAAAUUAUGUGGAUUUAUUGAAGCAACAUCUCAAGACAUCAGUCAGGAAGUUAAAGCUAUGUCGCAAAUGGGUCUUCAAAAUGGACAAUGACCCCAAGCAUACUUCCAAAGUUGUGGCAAAAUGGCUUAAGGACAACAAAGUGAAGGUAUUGGAGUGGCCAUCACAAAGCCCUGACCUCAAUCCUAUAGAACAUUUGUGGGCAGAACUGAAAAAGCGUGUGCGAGCAAGGAGGCCUAUAAACCUGACUCAGUUACACCAGCUCGGUCAGGAGGAAUGGGCCAAAAUUCACCCAAUUUAUUGUGGGAAGCUUGUGGAAGGCUACCCGAAACGUUUGACCCAAGUUAAACAAUUGAAAGACAAUGCUACCAAAUUCUAAUUGAGUGUAUGUAAACUUCUGAUCCACUGGGAAUGUGAUGAAAUACAUAAAAGCUGAAAUAAAUCAUUCUCUCUACUAUUAUUCUGACAUUUCACAUUCUUAAAAUAAAGUGGUGAUCCUAACUGACCUAAGACAGGGAAUUUUUACUAGGAUUAAAUGUCAGGAAUUGUGAAAAACUUCCGACUUCAACUGUAUAAUGUAAAGGAUAUCUCACAGUGAAUGACAACGUUAAUGAAUGUUGGUUCUACUUCAUACCUUUCAGACCGUCAAUACUGUUGAAAGUAUGGAUUAUAUUUGUCGCGUUCCGCACACGUCGAGUAUUAAUAACAACAAAGUCACGCCGGUGAUGUGACAGUGUGGGAGGACGUGCCUCCACGGUUCAUAUAAAACCGUACGUCAGGCCAUGCACUGCUUAGCCUUAUCGCGCAAGUUGACAGCUCCGCUGCUCUUGUUUUUCGGAUUGCAUCUUCCCAGGUCCCGGUAGGGUAAGCUUAACUCUGUGUGAGUUGUGUGUACUGUCAGUCUGUCACCAACAGCCUGUGACCUGUGGGUCAGAGCGUAAAAUUCGCCCUCUAAGGCUGUGACAGCUCUCCCCUACCUAUCCCUUUUAUUGGAGGAUAUCGGGCUUCCUUGUCUUGUGCUGACUUAGCCCACCAGCUAGUGUGUGUGUUGGCCACCGUACUCCUGUGCUAACCUUGUCAAGAUAUCCUCCACUGCUGUGCUCGUUAUCGAGGCCACCGACUAUUGAAAACUCGAACGGGUCAAUUCCCUAGAUAACUGCGUCUAGGAAGGUUGUUAGCCUAGCCAGCUAUAAGACGUGAGAUUUGGAUUGCCUCCCCUAGGCAUCCCUCUCCCCUGGUACACUACAUUACCAAAGGUAUGUGGACACGUGCUCGUCGAACAUCUCAUUCCAAAAUCAUGGGCAUUAAUAUGAAGUUGGUCCCCCCUUUGCUGCUAUAACAGCCUCCACUCUUCUGGGAAGGCUUUCCACUAGAUGUUGGAACAUUGCUGCGGGGACUUCCUUCCAUUCAGCCACAAGAGUAUUAGUGAGGUUGGGCACUGAUGUUGGGCGAUUAGGCGUGGCUCGCAGUUGGCCUUCCAAUUCAUCCCAAAGGUGUUCGAUGGGGUUGAGGUCAGGGCUCUGUGCAGGCCAGUUAAGUUCUUUCACACCGAUCUCGACAAACCAUUUCUGUAUGGACCUCGCUUCAUGCUGAAACAGGAAAGGGCCUUCCCCAAACUGUUGCCACAAAGUUGGAAGCACAGAAUCGUCUAGACUGUCAUCGUAUGCUGUAGCGUUAAGAUUUCCCUUCACUGAAACAAAGGGGCCUAGCCCGAAACAUGAAAAACAGCCCCAGACCAUUAUUCCUCCUCCACCAAAAUGUACAGUUGGCACCGUGCAUUGGGGCAGGUAGCGUUCUCCUGGCAUCCGCCAAACCCAGAUUCGUCCGUCGGACUGCCAGAUGGUGAAGCGCGAUUCAUCACUCCAGAGAGCUCCAGAGUCCAAUGGCGACGAGCUUUACACCACUCCAGCCGACGCUUGGCAUUGCGCAUGGUGAUGUUAGGCUAGUGUGCGGCCGCUCGGCCAUGGAAACCCAUUUCAUGAAGCUCCCGACGAACAGUUCUUGUGCUUACGUUGGCAGUUUGGAACUCGGUAAAGAGUGUUGCAACCAAGCAGAGACGUUUUUUGACGCACUAUGCGCUUCAGCACUCAGCGGUCCCUCUCUGUGAGCUUGUGUUUUUUCAGCUUUGCGGCUGAGCCAUUGUUGCUCCUAGACGUUUCCACUUCACUAUAACAGCACUUACAGUUGACCGGGGCAGCUCUAGCAGGGCAGAAAUUUGACGAACGGUGCCACGUUGAAAGUCACUGAGCUCUUCAGUAAGGCCAUUCUACUGCCAAUGUUAGUUUAUGGAGAUUGCAUGGCUGUGUGCUCAUUCUUAUACACCUGUCAGCAACGAGUGUUGCUGAAAUAGGCGAAUCCACUACUUUGAAGGGGUGUCCACAUACUUUUGUAUAUAUAGUGUAUUACUGGCAUGCUACAAGCUAGCUAGCUAUCUAGCUAGUUUACCAACUCAACCUAGCUACAACUGUGUGUUGUCAGCUUAGUUUACCAAAUGACGGCCAAUCGUGCUUGUUUCGCAUAAAUACUGGAAGCCUACAUUUAAACAUGAUAUCUCUGCUGCCCCAGCCCUGUGGUCAUAGCUAGGCUCACCCUAAAUUAUUUGGCAGUUGCUGUUCAACUCCCGCCAGAUUAUUGUAGCUCUACCUUUACUGUGUAUUGUGGUAGCUGUUGUACAGUCUCCGGUUACUAUUAUAUUAGUUAAUUGGAUUAAUCAGUAUAUUGCGUAAGAAAUAUUUUAUAUCUAUAUUUUAUAAAACAUUUCUUCACAUUCUGAGCUGAGAGAACACUGCAUCACCAUGAUGCUGAGCAUGCAUGGCUGCUCCUCUUGUAGAGCUGAACUACAAGCAGAUGAUGGUCAUGACCUGUGCCACGCCUGCCUAGGCGUUGGCCAUCUGCAUGAGCCCCUUACUGACCCCUGCAUUAACUGCACUAUCCUGCCUGUGAAGGUGAGGGAAGCGUGGCUAGCCAGAAUUGAGGGCCUGGUUUUCACAGAUAAUUUACCAGCGUCCGGCGUUGUUCACCAGGACCCACCCAUGGCCACCAAAAGAUGGAAAGCCCACGAAACCGAUGGUGCCCCCCCGGUGAAAAGUCAGAAAAUAAGAGCCUCACUCGGAAGGUCAAUUCCUUAUCUUCUGAGAUAGAGCAGCUAAAAACGCUUUUGCCUUCCUUCGAGCCCCCUGAGUCGGGGCAUUCUAGCACUCCCUCCAGCAUGGGGGACACAACAGAGGACUCAGAUAGCCGUGACCAGGAUGAUGACAAGCCCAACAUGGCGAAGGGGGUGCCAACCAGUGUUGUGGACCCAUUCAGUCUCAAUGCUAAAGAUGGGUAAGAGGAGUCAUUCCGAGGCUUUGAUCACACUGAGUCAGAAGCAAGCUCUGCCUCACUACGCACUGUCCUGCGUACUGCCUUAGCUAGGCUAGAGCUUGAUGACCCUCAAGCCACAGCCCCUGCAGCUAACCUAUUCUUUAAGAAGGCCCCAGCAGCUACACCGUUCAGUGUGCUACUUUCACCGGCUUUUCUUACGGAGCUUCAGAGAUGCUGGGCUGACCUGCGGGCUCUCGCCCACCACGGCAAGGAUAGUAGGACGCUAUCUGCCAGAAACUGAAUGGCGGAGGUCGGCCGAUUUACCCAGCAGCACCUGACCUACUGGGCAUCCCAUUCCUCAGACCCAUGGGUGGUGAUGACCCUCUCACAAGGGUACAGUCUGCAGUUCCGACACCAACCCCCACCAUUCUCAGGGGUCAGAAUGACUUCAGUCACAGACCUCCUGAAAGCGUGCACCCUCAACCAGGAGAUUACAUCUCUCCUGGAGAAGGGCACAAUCAUAAGAGUAAAAGCAUCAGAACAGCAAGAUGGCUUUUACUCAACCUAUUUCCUGGUUCUGCAGAAAGACGGAGGCUUCCAUCCAGUUCUGGAUUUAAAGCGGUUCAUUGUUUUCCUAAAAGUUCUCUCCUUUCACAUGUUGCGGACGGUCAACGUUCUCCAUACUGUAGCCGCAGGGGAAUGGUUCACGUCCCUGGACUUAAAGGACGCUUACUUUCACGUUCCUGUGUUACUGGAACCAAGGCGUUUCCUGUGGUUCACCUUCCAUGGCCAUACAUACCAGUUUGCUGUAGUACCCUUCAGCCUCUCCCCUGGCACAGCGCUGACACUGACCCACGUCACCGCACUGGGUCUUACUGUGAACAACGAAAAUAGCAACUUCACACCAAGCCAAAAAGGUCACCUUUGUUUGCAUGGUUCUGAACUCCCACACUAUGAGGGCAUGUAUAACACCUCAGCGCGUGGACAGCAUUCUUCUUCUUCUGCAACAAUUCCAGUUGAAUGGGUUGGUGAAGGUACGAACGCUCCAACAACUGAUGGCAUGCUCGUGGCAGCCAUACUGAUGGGAAUGCUCGUGGCAGCCAUACUGAUGGGAAUGCUCGUGGCAGCCAUACUGAUGGCAUGCUCGUGGCAGCCAUACUGAUGGGCAUGCUCGUGGCAGCCAUACUGAUGGGCAUGCUUGUGGCAGCCAUACUGAUGGUCUUCCAGGUAUUCGUAGAACCAUAGUUACAUUCGUAAUUUACGAUUAUCUGUCCAACUGGGUCUUUGGCCCUGGUUAGUACAGCUUUAAAAUAAAUAAAUAACAUUGAUGCUAAAGUGGAUGAUUGCAGUAGAGACAAAACUCUGUCAACAAUAGGAACCUAUUUGUUACAGAUAAUAGCUCUAAUUCUUUGUGCUUUGCAAUGCAAAUUAUAAGUCUAUUAUGAGUCUGUCAGACAGGGACCAUCAAGACACAUGGCAAUACAAUUGGGGGUAAACAAGCAUCUUUGUGGUGGAAACACAGCCAGUGUCUCCGCUGUUCGAUACCAAGGUAGUCUAAUUCCAAAUGGUUAUCAGACUGACUGUCAAAAACGGGCAAUGUGAUUUUCAGAGUACCCGAGAUACUUGAAGCCAUGUGAAAUAGACAGUGAACACCACAAUAGUCAGGUAUGCUGUUGAAUUUAAUAUACAAAAAUCCCAUAUAUUUUUAAGGGUGCUGUUCGGAGCCUUGGUUCAUGUCUUCUGCUCUGUCAACAGAUACAGUGAAAGGCCAUGUAGUACGUUUUAGAAUACUGUGUGUGUGUGUGCUUUUCUCCCCCAGGGUCCCCAGUGCUGCUCAGACCUGGCAGUAUCCUUCCACUAUGUGGAUGCAGAGCUGAUGUACACACUAGAGUACUGGACCUACCAUCUCCGUGCCUACGGCUACAGACACCGCUACAGACCUCCACUACCCCAGGGCCUGGUGGAGCGGCUGGCCCAGACAGAGAGGCCUGCAGUGGGUACAGCUGGGAGAGGGAGAACCCCAGCUAGUAUUACUGUUGGUGCUGAUGGGGACCAGUCCAAAACAGAGUCUGGGGCAAAGCCUUUGUCAGACAAAGGUGGGAAGGAGACAUUGGGUAAAAUCCCCUUUGACAAUAACAGGACUGCAGUCACAUAGGAGAGACAAGGGUGAUUCUUACGCCCAGUUCCACCACAGUGCAAGUUUGAUUGAUUAUAGGUGAUUUUAUAUAUGUUUAAAAAAUCUUUAAGUGAGUCCAUAUAAUGUAAGUCAUUUAACUUGAAAGUUUUAACUGUUUUUAUUGAUAUCUGUUGCUAUUUAAUAGGAUAUUCUGUUUGAAUUGAAAUAGUAUGCAGUUACUUACCAUUCAUCCAUAUCCAGUACUAGACAGCU
This is a messenger RNA of Coregonus sp. 'balchen', 19157 nucleotides long. The record is from the annotation of a GenBank genome assembly. NCBI's taxonomy places the organism in Eukaryota, Metazoa, Chordata, Actinopteri, Salmoniformes, Salmonidae.